Molecule: messenger RNA, 1299 nt
Organism: Aspergillus steynii IBT 23096
Lineage: Eukaryota; Fungi; Ascomycota; Eurotiomycetes; Eurotiales; Aspergillaceae
Product: PLP-dependent transferase
Exons: 5
Coding region: 1-1299 (432 amino acids)
Biological process (GO): L-glutamate catabolic process
Cellular component (GO): cytosol
Molecular function (GO): glutamate decarboxylase activity; pyridoxal phosphate binding
Source: RefSeq, a predicted model, not a curated record
AUGAAUCAGAUCAAAUUGCCGUCGGAGACAAGCGACUCUGCGUCGCUGAUUCUACAGUCAAUGAAGAAGGAAAUGGGCCGGGAUAUUCUCCCACACCGUAAUCUCGGGAGAUAUCGGAACAAGUGUAUCUCGAUCCUCGCUGAUUUGUGGAAUAAGGCCGAGAACGAGUCUCCCGUUGGGGCUGCGACUACAGGAUCAUCCGAGGCUAUUCUUCUGGCAGGAUUGGCGAUGAAACGAGCCUGGCAGCAAAAGGCUCCGACUGAUGGCAAAAAGCCGAAUGUAGUCGUUGGCUCCAACGCGCAUGCAUGCGUGUUCAAGUUUGCAGCCUACUUUGAUGUCGAGGCACGAGUCAUCUCCGUCAAUGCCGCCAGUCAGUUUGUGGUAGGUAAAAACCAAGUGGCGGAGGUGUUGGAUCAAGAUACAGUCGGUGUCUUCCUUACCCUUGGCAGCACGUAUACAGGGCAUUUUGACCCCAUCAUGGACGUGGCUAGCGAGUUAGAGAUAUUUGAGCGAAGAACGGGCCACUUCAUUCCCAUCCAUAUCGAUGCGGCCAGUGGCGGCUUUGUGGCGCCAUUCGAUCCAGCAUGCGAAGGUCUUAUCUACAACAGGGACUUUCGCAUCCGUCAGGUGCAAUCGAUCAAUGCCUCCGGACACAAGUUUGGCUUUUCCGCGUGCACCGUCGGAUGGCUUGUGUGGCGAGAUGUGUCUUGUGUUCCUGAUAACCUGUUGGUGGAGUCAAGCUACUUGAGAGGGACCCAGUCGGCAUAUACACUGAGCUUCUCGCGGUCUCAAGCCCCAGUUGUCGUCCAAUACUUCAACUUUCUUCAUCUAGGCGUGGACGGAUAUCAGCAGAAGAUAACUGCCCUGCUGUCAGCGUCGCGUAGUUUCAGCCAUCAACUCAAUACCUCUCGAAUCUUCAAGUGUAUAAGUCCAGGCCAUCAGCCGACCUCUCACCUUGAUAACAUUCAACAGCACCUGUCUCUCUGUAAAUACACGGAUUACUCAUUCGAAACCAAACAAAAGGACCAAUGCCACCCUGGUCUUCCUGUGGUUGUUUUCACAGCCUCAAAAAGUGCCCAAGGAAAUAUCCACCCGACUCAACUUUCAGACCUCAGCAACUGGAUGUUUGAGAAAGGAUUUUCCAUUCCGCACUAUACUUUGCCCAAAUGGGGCGAUCAAGGGCAGAACAUGGAUGUUCUUCGAAUUGUUAUUCGCGAGGACGUCGUCCCUCAGCUGCCACUCGUGUAUGAAAUGCUGAUGGAAGGAGUGCAGCGUCUUUUGAAGGUGUCGGUGGAAUGA